Entelurus aequoreus (snake pipefish) is the source of this 9652-nucleotide messenger RNA. It is a transcript of the gene cacna1bb, whose product is annotated as calcium channel, voltage-dependent, N type, alpha 1B subunit, b. The transcript has 48 exons. NCBI's taxonomy places the organism in Eukaryota, Metazoa, Chordata, Actinopteri, Syngnathiformes, Syngnathidae. Gene Ontology annotation, biological process: calcium ion import across plasma membrane; chemical synaptic transmission. Gene Ontology annotation, cellular component: membrane; neuronal cell body; voltage-gated calcium channel complex. Gene Ontology annotation, molecular function: high voltage-gated calcium channel activity. Bases 309 to 7481 code for a protein of 2390 amino acids. The record is from RefSeq and is a predicted model, not a curated record.
UGCAGGAAGACAGCAGGAGGCAGGCCGGGCUCCGUGGACCAGCCCGGCCCACCUCUUCGUUUCAACUGGUGUUCGGACGCGGCCGACAUGUUGACGCGCGACUCCUCCAGCUUCUUUUGUCUUUCUUGCCAACUUUGAGCAUCUCGCAUUUUUUUUUUUUUUUUUUUUUUAAUCGUUACACGCCGGAUGAAUCAGCCGUUUUCCCGCUUCCGGGCUCGAACUGCGACCGUUUUGGUUGUGAUGCGUCUUCUUCCCGUUCGCACUCACACCGCUUUGGAUUCCCUCUGGUGGAUCUGUUCUUUGUCAGAAUGGCGCGUUUCGCCGACGAGCUCCCCAGCCGCUAUGGAGGGAGUGCCGGCGGCGCGGGAGGAGGUGGAGGCGGCGGCGGGCGAGGAGCACCAGGCGCCGGGAGAGGCGGCGCCCGGGGUGGAGGCGCUCCUGGCGGUCAGAGGAUGUACAAACAGUCGAUGGCCCAAAGAGCUCGGACCAUGGCCAUUUACAACCCCAACCCCGUCAAGCAGAACUGCCUCACUGUCAACCGCUCCCUCUUCAUCUUCCGGGAGGACAACCUCAUCCGGAAGUACGCUAAACGUAUAACGGAGUGGCCUCCAUUUGAAUACAUGAUCCUGGCAACUAUCAUCGCUAACUGCAUCGUUUUGGCCUUGGAGCAACAUCUGCCUGCCAGUGACAAGACGCCCAUGUCGGAGCGCUUGGACGACACAGAGCCCUACUUUAUCGGAAUAUUCUGUUUUGAGGCCGCCAUUAAGAUCAUCGCCCUGGGCUUUGCGUUCCACAAAGGCUCCUACCUCCGCAAUGGAUGGAACGUAAUGGACUUUGUGGUCGUUCUCACCGGAAUCUUGGCAACGGUGGGCUCCGACUUCGACCUACGGACUCUGCGGGCGGUGAGAGUGCUACGACCCCUCAAACUUGUGUCAGGGAUCCCCAGCCUCCAAGUGGUGUUGAAGUCCAUCAUGAAGGCCAUGGUUCCCCUGCUUCAGAUCGGCCUGCUGCUUUUUUUCGCCAUCGUCAUGUUCGCCAUCAUCGGUGUGGAGUUCUACAUGGGCAAAUUCCACACCACCUGUUUCAACCUCGACACCGGUGAAAGAGCAGCAGAAUGGCCUUGUGGUCUGGAGCCCCCAGCCAGGUUGUGUCCUAACGGGACCCAAUGCAGGGAAUACUGGACUGGACCUAAUUUUGGCAUUACCAACUUCGACAACAUCCUGUUUGCUGUGCUUACGGUGUUUCAGUGCAUCACCAUGGAGGGCUGGGUUGACAUUCUCUACAGCACUAACGAUGUGGCAGGAAACACAUGGAAUUGGCUCUACUUCAUCCCGCUCAUCAUCAUCGGCUCCUUUUUCAUGCUCAACUUGGUCCUCGGUGUCCUAUCGGGAGAGUUUGCCAAAGAGAGGGAGCGUGUGGAGAAGAGGCAAGAAUUCUUGAAGCUUCGAAGGCAGCAACAAAUUGAAAGAGAGCUCACUGGAUACUUAGAAUGGAUCUGCAAAGCUGAGGAGGUGUUGCUGGAGGAGGAGGAUGAAAUUGCGGAGGAGAAGUCGCCAUUGGAUGGAGCGUGGUACAAGAGGAAACAAAAUCUGCCAGUCCUAAAACGAAGCAAAGCUAAGAAGAGUAAAAAUGAUUUGAUCGGUGCCGAGGAAGGUGAAGAUCCAUUCGCUGACAUCUCCUCCGUUGCGCCUCCCGGUUCUCCUUUUGGCCGGGCCAGCGUGAAAAGCAGCACUAAGAUGGACAGUUCGUCAUACUUCCGUCGUAAGGAGAAGAGAAUCCGAUUCUUCAUCCGGCGGAUGGUGAAAGCUCAAAGCUUCUACUGGAUUGUUUUGUGCCUGGUGGGCCUGAACACUCUCUGUGUGGCCAUAGUCCACUAUGACCAACCCGAGUGGCUUACGAGGGCUUUGUACAUCACGGAGUUUGUCUUUUUGGGUUUGUUUCUGACGGAGAUGACGUUGAAGAUGUACGGCCUUGGACCAAGGAAUUACUUCCACUCCUCCUUUAACUGCUUUGAUUUUGGGGUUAUUGUGGGAAGUAUCUUUGAAGUCAUCUGGGACAUGAUCAAACCAGGAGCAUCUUUUGGUAUCAGUGUGUUGAGAGCUCUUCGACUUCUGAGGAUCUUCAAAGUAACCAAGUACUGGAACUCCCUGCGGAACCUCGUGGUUUCCCUGCUUAAUUCCAUGAAGUCAAUCAUCAGUUUGCUCUUCCUCCUCUUCCUCUUCAUUGUCGUCUUCGCUCUGCUGGGCAUGCAACUCUUUGGAGGACAGUUCAACUUUGAAGACGAGACACCAACAACAAACUUUGAUACUUUCCCAGCAGCCAUCCUUACCGUGUUUCAGAUUUUGACCGGUGAGGACUGGAAUGCUGUGAUGUACCACGGGAUCGAGUCUCAAGGAGGUGUCCGUCGUGGAAUGUUCUCCUCCGUCUACUUCAUUGUCCUCACGCUUUUUGGAAACUAUACCCUCCUGAACGUCUUCUUGGCCAUCGCUGUUGAUAAUCUCGCAAAUGCGCAGGAGCUAACGAAGGAUGAAGAGGAGCAGGAGGAAGCGGCCAAUAAGAAGCUGGCCCUACAGAAAGCUCUGGAGGUGAAGGAAGUCAGCCCCAUGUCAGCAGCCAACAUCUCCAUUGCUGCUUUUGUAAAGCAAAAUCGAGACGCGCUCUCUCGCAGGUCGUCCAUCAACAGCAUUCAGUCACUCAAGGAGCAGGAGCGGGCGAGCAAGACCAUGUCAAUAUGGGAGCAGAGGACCAACCAACUGAGACGACACAACAUACGAGCGAGCAGCGAGGCCUUGUUUAAUGAGCUCGACCCCGAGGAGCGCCAACGAGUGUCCUCUGCCUUGCAUCUGCAUCCCGACAUGAAAACUCACCUGGAUCGGCCCUUAGUGGUGGAGGCCAAGAACGCCAACCUGCCCAAAGGGCGAGAAGAAGGAGAACAAGAUGACACCGAAGACAACUCACAUUUGCACGGCAGAAAACACCACAGACACCGCGGCAGGAACGGCAACGGUCGGGACGGAAGCGACGGCCGCUCGGCGAGACACCACACCCAUCACAGCAGGAGCAAAGAUCACCACGGCAACGGAGCGCUGACCAAAGAGAGGAGAGAGGAGAGGAGCCACAGUCGGGAUGAGGGGCAAAAACGCAGGCGCCAUCAUCAAGCUGCGUCCCCGGAAGAAGAGACCUCGGACGUACGAGGAGGAGCAGAAGAAAGAGGGCAUCGCCAUCAUCACUCCCACCGCAUGCCCAAAGAAGGGAAUGGCGCUUUAGCGAACGGUGCACAUGGAGAGCAUCGGGGUCGGGGAAGAGGAGGCGAGGGUAAUGGGGAGAGGAAAGGACGUUGCUCCCAAAUAAUCAGAGCUCCGCUGACUCUGGAUGGAGAUGAAAGCAAAAAAGAUCACAGGGCGGUGCGGUCCGACGGUGAGGAGGAGGGUCUUGCCAUGAGUCCUCUGCAGCCAAUGCAGAGCCGGCUGAGUCUUGGAGAAAAGCAGGAGGACGCAGACAACCAGAAAAACUCCACGAGAGCAAGCCAGGCCGGCCUGAACAGCAACACUAUUCACAUCCCUGUCACCAUUACUGCCCCACCUGGAGAGACCACCAUUAUUCCCAUGAACAACAUUGACUGCGACAACUUCAAAGUGAACGAGGAGAAGAAGGCUCUGGAAGAGGACGAUGGCGCUGAUAGACCUCGGCAGAUCCUCCCCUAUAGCUCCAUGUUCAUCUUUGGGCAAACAAACCCGGUGCGGCGGCUGUGUCACUACAUAGUCAACCUACGCUACUUUGAAAUGUGCAUCCUGAUGGUCAUCACCAUGAGCAGCAUCGCUCUGGCAGCCGAGGACCCCGUGCACGCCAAUGCACCGCGUAACAACGUCCUCAAGUAUUUGGAUUAUGUCUUCACUGGUGUGUUCACUUUUGAGAUGGUGAUUAAGAUGAUUGACUUAGGACUUCUCCUCCACCCGGGCGCCUAUUUCCGUGACCUGUGGAACAUUCUGGACUUUAUUGUGGUCAGUGGAGCUCUUGUGGCCUUCGCCUGCUCAGGGACAAAAGGCAAGGACAUCAACACCAUUAAGUCCCUGAGGGUCCUCAGAGUCUUGCGGCCACUUAAGACCAUUAAACGUCUUCCCAAGCUGAAGGCGGUGUUUGACUGUGUUGUGAAUUCCCUGAAGAAUGUCCUCAACAUCCUAAUCGUCUACAUGCUCUUCAUGUUCAUCUUUGCCGUCAUCGCUGUGCAGCUUUUUAAAGGAAAAUUCUUCUACUGCACUGAUGAGUCCAAAGGUUUAGAAAAAGACUGCAGGGGUCAGUUCCUGGACUACGACAAAAUGGAAAAUGGACGCGACGUAGAAGCUCAGCCCAGAGAGUGGAAGAAAUACGAGUUCCACUACGACAAUGUUCUUUGGGCCUUCUUAACACUCUUCACUGUCUCCACGGGAGAGGGCUGGCCUCUGGUGCUGAAGCAUUCCGUGGAUGCCACCUAUGAGGACCAGGGCCCCAGCCCGGGGUUCCGCAUGGAGACGUCCAUCUUCUACGUGGUCUACUUUGUGGUGUUCCCUUUCUUCUUCGUCAACAUAUUUGUGGCCUUGAUUAUCAUCACCUUCCAGGAGCAGGGAGACAAAGCUAUGUCUGAGUGCAGCCUUGAAAAGAAUGAGAGGGCUUGUAUCGAUUUCGCCAUAAACGCCAAGCCGUUGACAAGAUACAUGCCGGAGAACAAGCAGUCCUUCCAGUAUAAGAUGUGGAAAUUUGUGGUGUCGCCGCCGUUUGAGUAUGCCAUUAUGACUUUAAUUGCCCUCAACACGGUGGUGCUGAUGAUGAAGUUUUACGGAGCUCCAGACAUUUACGAGUCCAUGCUGAAAUACUUGAACAUCGUCUUCACUGCCCUCUUUACGCUGGAGUGCAUCCUUAAAGUUAUUGCAUUUGGUCCACUGAACUACCUGAAAGCAGCCUGGAAUGUGUUUGACUUUGUGACAGUGCUAGGGAGCAUAACAGACAUCGUGGUAACAGAGGUAAAGGACAAGAUGAUUAACUUGAGCUUUCUGAGGCUGUUCAGAGCGGCUCGGCUCAUCAAACUGCUGCGACAAGGCUACACCAUUCGCAUUUUAUUGUGGACUUUCGUGCAGUCCUUCAAGGCCCUUCCAUACGUUUGCCUGCUCAUCGCAAUGCUCUUCUUCAUCUAUGCCAUCAUUGGAAUGCAGGUUUUUGGUAACAUUGAGCUGAACGAGGAGACCGCUAUAAAUCACCACAACAACUUCCAGACCUUUUUCCAGGCUUUAACACUUCUUUUCAGGAGUGCCACAGGCGAAGCCUGGCAUGAGAUCAUGCUCGCUUGUCUCAGUAAUCGGUCAUGUGAUAAACUCUCAGGAAAUACAGCGAAGGACUGCGGAAGUGACUUUGCCUACUUCUACUUUGUCUCCUUCAUUUUCCUUUGCUCCUUUUUGAUGUUAAAUCUUUUUGUCGCCGUCAUCAUGGAUAACUUUGAGUACCUGACCAGAGAUGCCUCCAUUCUGGGCCCUCAUCACCUUGACGAGUUCAUCCGCGUUUGGGCCGAGUAUGACCCUGCUGCCUGUGGAAGGAUUUGCUAUCAAGAUAUGUACAAAUUGUUGCGUUUUAUCUCACCUCCCCUGGGCCUGGGGAAGAAGUGUCCAAGCAGGGUGGCCUAUAAGCGUCUGGUCAAGAUGAACAUGCCUAUUGCGGACGACAACAGCGUGCAUUUCACCUCCACGCUCAUGGCGCUGAUCCGCACUGCCUUGGAGAUCAAGCUGGCAUCCGGGGUUUUGGCACAACACGUGUGUGAUAUUGACCUGAAGAGAGAGCUAAACAGAGUGUGGCCCAACUUAUCGCAGACGUCUAUUGACCUGCUGGUGACACCACAUAAAUACAAUGAACUGACUGUAGGGAAAGUGUAUGCAGCACUCAUGAUCUUUGAUUCUUACAAGCAGUAUCGUGCCAAGCAUCCUUCUGGAGGACAUCAGAGCAAACUGAGCACCUUUUUUCGUCCGAUACUUCCUCUUGGCCACACACAGGAAGUAGAACCCCCGAUACCAAGUCCCAAACAGAUCUUUCCUUUUCAACCAGAAUCGGACCCAAAGACCACGUCACCUCUGCCACCUCUCACAAGCACGAGCACCUCUGUCAACAAGGACACAAUGCUUGACCAGAAGAGUGCCAUCAAACACUCCCAGUCUGGUGACGUCUCCCAGGCAGCUUUGAGACCUAAAGGCCGGAGGAAACUUCAGAGAGGCCAGUCAGAAGAUGUGCCGUGUUCCACGAGGCCUCAGGUUCAUCAGGAUGUGGUGUUUCUUCUGCAGGAUGCCGUUGAGAUGAAGCCGGUUGAGAACAUGUCCGACAGAGAAGAACACUCCGGCUUAGAAGGUCACGGCAGAGCAUCUUCCCUGCCUCGACUUAAUGCAGAGUUCUACCGGAGCCACUCUCGCCACGCCCCUGGGACCCACCUGGCACCAAUCGUUGACCUCAGUCCCAUCAGACGCUCCGCUUCCUCGUUGACCCCGCAGUACAGGCAGGAGGUCGGUCUGAAGGAAUACCACUUGACACGGCCGGGCCAGCCUCCGCCGUCGACCAGGCCCGCUCCGGGCCAGGCCCAGGACCGAGCGCAUCACCAUCACCACCACCACCGCUGCCACAGACGCAGGGACAAAGACAAAGACAAAGACAAAAAGCAGAAAUCUCUGGAUAGAGGGACGUCAGUGCAGCAACCGAGUGCAGUCGGCUCCUUCACCGACCCUUCAGCUGAGGGCUGGUCCAGGGAACGAGCAAGGGAGCGUGAUCGCAGUCGCCAUCACGAGAGGAGGCAUCACUCCUCUGCAGGGGAGCAACGCUACUACUCAGAGCGUUACAGCUGCAGGGAGACGAGCCACGCCAAGUCAGCCAGUCCAAGCCGAUCCACGUCUCCAGGAGAGGCACAGGACACUGCUGUCCUUAAACAACAUGGUAGCACUGGAGGUAAGCCUGCACCCUCUGGUUCAAGCACGCCAGGCCGUGGUCGCAGGCAGCUCCCCCAGACACCCCUGACCCCUCGUCCCGCCGUGGCCUACAAGACCGCCCACUCCGCCCCUCUGCCGUCAGCUGCCAGCACCGCUAUGGUUUCCCAGACCCGUGUCAGCCGUGGCCUUUCAGAACACGAGCGCUUGCACAGGGACAAUGACCUGUCACCGGUACCGGUCACCUGCUUCGGCUCCGACCCCGAUUUAAAUCUGCAGCCGCAGGGAACUUCUCGCCAAGCGCUCUAUGAAGAAACCGAUGACUUCCAGGACGCCGUUAGCAGUCAACUGUUGUCACACUCGGCCAGAGCCGCCACCUCCGCUACCACUUCCGCUUCCAACGAGAGUGCUGCUGUGCCUGCUACAGCGGCGGCCGCACAAGGCCGCGCUGACGUACCCAACGGCUACCACUUCACCUUCGGGGUCAACGCCGCCUCGAACGACAGAGGAACAGGAAGCCUCAGGGAGCGAGAGGAGGAGGACUGGUGCUAACAUGCUAGGAUAGAAGACAGGUUUUUUCCUAUCCACUGAUGAGGGAGCAGCUUAACCGCGUUGCUCGGCUCAGUCCGCGUGAGCUGGUCAGAGGCUGACGCAGGAAGGAAGUCCGAAAAAAGCCGGUUCAAAGUGCUGAAAAGGCUUCAGAUUCAUUCCAGUGUCCAAGUGUUACUCUCCUCAUUCAUCAGUUAUUGGCAAAAGGAAACGGGAAGCUUAGCUGAACUUGCACUGAUGGCACAAUGAAGACCCUCCAGUAUUGUUGUCUGGUAGUGUUGGAGGAGACGUAAGAUCUUUAGAUCCUGUUUGAAAGUCGUUGUUGACCCCACGGAAUGCCCAAAUAAUAGAAUAAGGAGAUGAGUAUUUGAUCCCCUGCUGGAUUAGUACAUUUACAAACAAACAGGCUAGGAUUUUUAAGUCAAGUUUAAGUCGUUCCUGUUUAUGUCGACCGACUCUUCAUACGGCGUGUUCUUCAUAUAACUAACAAAGUGUCUGCUUAAGUUGUCACUGACAUACACUAUAUUGCCAAAAGUAUUUGGCCACCUGCCUUUACUCACAUAUGAACUUGAAGUGCCAUCCCAUGGAAUUGCCCAACAUGUUUUGGUAUCCUGGAACGCUCAAAGUUCCUUUCACUGGAACUAAGGGGCCAAGCGCAACUCCUGAAAAACAACCCCACACCAUAAUUCCUCCUCCACCAAAUUUCACACUCGGCACAAUGCAGUCCGAAAUGUAGCGUUCUCCUGGCAACCUCCAAACCCAGACUCGUCCAUCAGAUUGCCAGAGAACACGUCUCCACUGCUCUAGAGUCCAGUGGCGACGUGCUUUACACCACUGCAUCCCAUGCUUUGCAUUGGACUCGGUGAUGUAUUGCUUAGAUGCAGCUGCUCGGCCAUGGAAACCCAUUCCAUGAAGCUCUCUGCGUACUGUACGUGGGCUAAUUGGAAGGUCACGUGAAGUUUGGAGCUCUGUAGCAAGUGACUGUGCAGAAAGUCUUUGCACUAUGCGCUUCAGCAUCCGCCGACCCCUCUCUGUCAGUUUCCGUGGCCUACCACUUGGUGGCUGACUUGCUGUUGUUCCCAAACUCUUCACUUUUCUUAUAAUAAAGUUGACUUUGGAAUAUUUAGGAGCGAGGACAUUUCACGAUUGGAUUUGCUGCACAGGUGGCAUCCUAUGACAGUUCCACGCUGGAAAUCACUGAGAGCGGCCCAUUUUUUCACAAAUGUUUGUGGAAACAGUCUCCAUGCCUAAGUGCUUGAUUUUAUAUACCGGGCCAAGUGAUUCUCACCAUUUGGAUGGGUGGCCAAAUACUUUUGGCAAUAUAGUGUACAUGGUCCACUGAUUUUUUUAUAGGGAUGUUCCGAUCAGGUUUAAUGCUGCAGAUUCUGAUCAUUUUCAAUCAAUCAAUCAAUCAAUCAAUCAAAGUUUAUUUAUAUAGCCCUUAAUCACAAAUGUCUCAAAUGGCUGCACAAGCCACAACGACAUUCCAUCGGGUCAGAUCCCACACCAGGGCAAGAAAAAACUCAACCCAAUGGGAUGACAAUGAGAAACCUCGGAGGGGACCGCAGAUGAAUGCUCCACACAGUUUAUUGAUUACAGCAUUGACGCAGGCUACAAUGGCGGACGCGCGCACAUUUUCGGGACUUUUGCACCCGAAUUCAAAACAGCAGUAACCAUUAGGUAAGAAAAGUUGGUUUUGCAUAAUAUUGUGAAACAAACGCCAUAGGUUGCCAUUUGCCGUAUGUUGCCAUUUGCCGUAUGUUGAAGCGUAGUACGUCUGACUACAGUAGCCGUAAUGCGCCGACAAACCAUUAAAGUGGUGCGGCUUCGUAGCUUACCAAAGCCGUACUAAAACAUUUUGACAGUUUUUUGAUUGCUGUGUGUAAUGUUUUAUAUUUUCAAUGAAUCAUCAACGUUUUGGUGUUGCUUGCUCACGGGUGCUUGCUAGCGUCAUUGUUUGAACAAGUGUCGGUCAACCUGCAAUCCACACGUACUGUAUCUCUUAUGUGUAACUGCCAUCUACUGGUCACAGUUAUCAUUACAUCGUGUAGCAAAUAAACUGGCUUCGAGGUUGGUUAGCACAACCAGAAUUAAUACGUAUAUAAGGCGUAUUGAGGCGCACAUAUUUUAAGUGCGCCUUACAGUACGAAAAAUACGGUAGUUCCUUAUUUUCU